CUCUGAACCGGAAACACACUGUGUGCGCCCGCGCUAGUCACGUGGGUAUUUUUACCCCAGAAGAGAUUCGUGUUAUGAGAUUAUCGGUCGUUUUUCAGCAAAAUAAUGUGUGAAAGCACAUUGAGGACUCUCCUGUUUUAGCCCCCCAGUCCUGUGCAGUAUCAACUGAGCCUGUACUGUAUGUAUUGACCUAAGUCUAAUAAUUUAAAAUUAGCCUUUGUUUGUGGAAAAGUAUGUCAGGAAUUUCGCUUAAUUUGACUAUAAACCCUAGUGGAAACGACAAAUCAGGUAACGUUAAAUCCAACAGAAAUGAGAAACAUGAACGUUUCCUUAAAAAGAAACAGUACCUGAUGCGGAAGGGUUUAUUAAAAGACAAACAAAACAAAAGGAAAAAUCGGAGAAGAAGUAAAAAGCAGAACCACACACAGAUCAACGGAGAGGAGCAAUCGAAAGCAGGUGCUAUUUUUCCCAAAUUUAACACCACCGUGCCUCAUACCAGUACGUCAUUCGUUUCAACACAGACGUUUUGUCAGAAAUCCUCAACUUCAGUUUCAUCCACUGCCUGCACAUCUCAGGGAAAACCAACAAAGAAAAUGGUGCCCCCCACUUCUGGACCUCUAAAAUAUGUAGCAAUGGACUGUGAGAUGGUAGGAACAGGACCAAAGGGGUCCAUUGGUGAGCUUGGCCGCUGUAGUAUUGUCUCUUACAAUGGUGAUGUCAUUUAUGAUAAAUUCGUUCAGCCUACCAAACCUGUCACUGAUUAUCGCACACGCUGGAGUGGAAUCAGGAGGCAGGAUCUCCGCUAUGCCACACCCUUUCAUCAGGCGCAGAAAGAGAUUAUAAAGAUAAUAACAGGGAAAGUGGUUGUGGGCCAUGCCAUCCACAAUGACUACAAGGCCUUAAGAUAUUUCCAUCCUGCUUGCCAAACGCGAGAUACCACCAAGAUUCCACUUCUAAACCAGAAAGCUGGAUUUCCUGAGCACGAACCUGCAUCUCUAAAGAGGCUUACUAAGGCUCUCUUCAACAAGGAUAUACAAACUGGGCGGAGAGGCCACUCAUCAGUAGAAGACGCCAAAGCCACCAUGGAGCUGUACAAAGUAGUGGAGGUUGAGUGGGAAAGAAAACUGGCCUCUGAAGCCAUUAGCUAAAAAUGGAGUAAUGGUGUAGAUUUGAAUCAGAAAACAAUAUUGCUAUAAUCUGAAGCAUUUCAUAUGCAACCAAUCUUGUUAUUGUCAUGUUUUAUUAACAUUUUCAUAAAUGAGACUUUCUUACUUUUAAUAACUUUUAGAACAGCGAUAGUUGGCGUUAAAAAAACCACUAGGGGGCUCCUCAGUUUCUGUACCACAGAAGUGAUUUUUUUUUAAAAACUCAUUUUAUCUUUCGACUGUUGCCUCUUUGCAACAGUUGUUAACUUGCAAAAAUGUGGACAUGAUGCCUACUGUACACGCACAUCUCUUUCUCUUCCAUUCAGAAACUGAGAUGAAACUCAAAAUCUUUUCAGUAAGUGGCAAGUAAAAAGCCCUUGGAGCUCCUCUGUCUGCCUGGCUUUCUUUUUACGUCUGACAAACAGGAUGAGUCAGCAUUUUUCUUCUGUGAAUUCAACACCACCACAUGAAUUACAGCCCCUACUGUAUUUAACUGUCCAAAUGAACAGACCUACUGCUAUUCCUAAGAUUAUAGUCAAAGCUCUUUUUCAUCCAAACGCACUCAAUCAUCAGUCAGUCUGUGUUUAGGAAUCCAGUUGCACCACUUCGGUGAUUUUUGGGAGGCAGUCAAAUCUUCCUUCCACUAGUUUCCCAGAAGUUUUAACCUUAAUGACCUUACUUUGGUAAUAAAAGCUUCUUUAUGGUGAAAAUCCAUAACAAUGCAAACCUGAAAUAAUUAGUUUUUUAAAAGAUUUACUGUAUCAGCGAGCUCAAUCUGAGCAUUUAUACAUCUUUAUCCGAAAGCAACUUGUGGUGCUUUUAGUAUAUACACCUUAACAGCUCCUGCAUUACCUGGGACGUCUUUGCAGUUUGGGUAUUGCUAGUGCCAUAUGCUUAACUGUUUGAACAGCAGCAUUGUGUGAUGAAUACCAGUAGGUAUGCCAACAAGCAGCACAGACUCAUCCAGUAACAUUUUAUUCAUUGUUGGUGUGAAUCCAUCUUUACACCUUAGAUUUUUGCAUUUGGCAUAUGCUUUUACCAAAGCGACUUACGGUGCAUUACAAGUUCUUAGGUAUUUUUUAAAAAUGCUAUUUCCCGGGUUCGAUCCCAUGUCCUUUUGUGGUGCUAACACAAUGGUCUAAAACUGAGCUAUAGGAUCUUUAAAUAUGUGGUUUUCACUGUGCAGUGCAUAUAUGUAGCUUUGUCUUUUUUGUGGGUAAGGACUUUGCAGAAAGAGAGGAAUAGAAAAUAUUUAGUGCAGGGGUCUGCAACCUUCACAAUGGAUAAAACGAUCUCAAUGGCUACUUUUUUGAUUUAGUCUAUUCAAAAGCUUUUUGUUUUACCGGUUGAUUUUAUUUUAUUUUACUUGUUGAUAUUUUUUAUUAUUGUUUAAUAUUAAUAUUAACAUACCUUAAAGAUGCCAAGCUUAUAUAAAAAAUAUGUAAUAAAUGAAUAGUACAAUCAGUCAAGAUUGUUUUUUUUCUUAGAUCUAUAGCAAAACUUUUUUGAUGAAAAUGUAAUGUUCGAUAACCCACCAAUCCCAUUAGUCCAUGUUCAACAUUAAUAAAAAAUUAAUUGAUUGAAUAUAGUAUUGAAAUAUAGUGACAACAACCCAGUAUUACAGUGUAUAGCCUAAAUAGAAACAGACAAGAAUUUAUCAUGGUAUUUGGUUUAUAUGUCUCAGCUCUGGUAAAUCCAGUAGAUGUUGACUGGAGUCAUUUAAAACUAAUGAAAUUUGAGUUAAUAUAGUACGUUGUACAGAGACGAAAGUCGGGUGACUUCAUACUUUCCUGGUUGUGGCUUGGAUGUGCAUGAUAGUAAUGUCUGUGAAACGUAUCAAGUUUGAAAAUUCUAAAUGGUUGGCAGGCAAAAGUGAUCUUGUGGUAAAGUGAAAGUUACUCUUGCUCUUUAUUAAAGGAAUAUCAUAAUGUAAAAUCUAAUAAAUAAUAGCUUCAUCAAAAAAAAAAAAAACUGAACACAAAUGCUCUUUGAUUCCUAUAAUGAGGAUCUACAUGCUCAGUUUAUGCUAAAUUUGGACAUUUCUCAAUUUUUAAACUUUUUUGAGACUACUGAUUUGCUGUGUCAGACCUGUGUGUUAAAGAGUGCAGUGUUCCCACCUUCAAUACAAAUUUUGGAUGUCUCCUUUGACUGAUCAUUUGGAUCAAAUAUAUGUAUGUGGUUAUCUGAAAUGUGUGUUAGUGUGUCUCCAGGAACAGGGUUAGGAACCACUGGAAAAGUGUUUAGUAUUUGUAUUUCAAAACAAUAACUCUAAGUGAACCUGGCCAUAGUCUAAUUCUGCUUGGACUACAGUAAGUGUUUAAAGAAUUUUUUUUUUUUUUCAGAUUUGUGAGGCUGAGUAUUUGGUCUGCUGUGUGAUGUGUUAUUUUAGGAUUCUUUGCUGUACAAAGCCAUAUUUGUCCUUCUUUCUUCAGGUUCCCUGACAAAUCCUUAUUUAAUAAAAGCUUUUAGACACUU
This is a messenger RNA of Paramisgurnus dabryanus, 3620 nucleotides long. It is a transcript of the gene isg20l2, whose product is annotated as interferon stimulated exonuclease gene 20-like 2. Gene Ontology annotation, cellular component: nucleus. The record is from RefSeq and is a predicted model, not a curated record. Lineage: Eukaryota; Metazoa; Chordata; Actinopteri; Cypriniformes; Cobitidae. Gene Ontology annotation, molecular function: nucleic acid binding; 3'-5'-RNA exonuclease activity.